Nymphalis io (European peacock) is the source of this 1688-nucleotide messenger RNA. RefSeq lists its product as uncharacterized. Gene Ontology annotation, cellular component: membrane. Gene Ontology annotation, molecular function: carbohydrate:proton symporter activity. The transcript is spliced from 7 exons. Lineage: Eukaryota; Metazoa; Arthropoda; Insecta; Lepidoptera; Nymphalidae. The record is from RefSeq and is a predicted model, not a curated record. Gene Ontology annotation, biological process: carbohydrate transport; transmembrane transport. The coding region runs from base 298 to 1665 and encodes 455 amino acids.
CUCACGUAUAUUUAUUCUAUAUCGUCGCAUAAUAAUCGGCUUAAACGUACAGCAAUUACAGUCUAAUUAUCAACAAGUUUCAGCCUGUUUUCGUAAUUAAUUUACUGUAUAAAUUCUUAAGUAAAUAUUUAAAUAUUUGUAUUCGUAUGCGAUCGAAAUUGUACUUUAUUAUCAGUUAUAUAGAGUGCAUUUUCGUUUGAGUGCGGUGAAUUUAGAAGCGAAUAUAAAAGAGUGAGUGGAGUUUAUCGUGCCUUUUGCGCGGUAGCGUGUUUAUUUUCUUAAUUGUGUGUCGCUGUGAUGUUUACGAUAACUAAAAAUGUGAGAAUAAGUGAUGGAGAUAAGGGCUCUGUUUUUAAGGGAUACUCCUUGUCUGUUAUAGUCAGCCUCCCAUUUUUCACACAUGGCGUGGAGAGCAACAACCUUACUAUAUCAGCCCAUGCCGGCCACUUCACUACGCCGGACACGGUUCCUUGGACGACCACAGCGCUCAUACUCGCGUCAAUAUUCAGUGGCUUAAUACAAAGUUAUUGUGUUGACAAAUUGGGAAGAAAGUUCGGUAUAUAUAUCGUUAUUCUCUUACAGGGGGCAUCAUGUAUACCACUCCUUUUAGAGCCAAGUGAAAUUGGAUCAAUAGUUCUACAUAUUCUUUCUGGAAUCUCCACUGCUGGUCUUUUUAUUUGUAUCCCAAUCUAUAUUAGAGAAAUAUCAGCCACCACAGGCCGAGGAACGGCAGUAGCUCUUAUUACAGCGAUGACGUCAGCGGGAUAUUUAGUAAGGUUCGGGCUUGAUGGUGAAAACGUUCUGUACCUGAUAGCUGCAAUGGUGAUGGUACAGUUUGUAUCACUUUUCUUAGUGAUCGAAUCGCCUAGCUACUUGGUGAAGACUGGAAAAAUUGAGGUGGCAAUAGCGAACAUGGCCAAGCUGAAAUGUCUGCCUGUCGACGACACGUACGUCCUACACGAGAUAAAACUACUGAAGGAGGAAAGUGAACGCGCAAAACCAAAUGAACGGCUAAGACUGUUAGACCUUUGGAGCAAUCGAAUAUGGCGAGACGAAAUGAAGAUUGGUCUAAUGUUGUACACAAUAACAAUUCUCAGUGGCUGCAUCAUAUUUCUGGACCAGGAGAAGACCCUCAUUCAACUUAAAAGCUCAGCGGACCCUGACAACAUUCUGGUGCCGGUCUGUCUGUUCACUGGGGCAUUGUUUUGUGUGAUUUUAAUAAGAUUAUUUGAGAGAAAAUAUCUCUUGACAUUUGCGUAUUCAGUGAUGACAUUAGCAAUGGGAACACUAGGUGUUUUUACGCAAGCUGAUCUCACUGUGACGUCACUGAGAUGGCUUCCAGUCGCAGCGUUGGGUGUUCUUGUCUUUGGAUAUGGCCUUGCAUGGGGCUUGCCAACGGUUAUCAUGGUGGAAAUGUUGAGCUUGGAGAUCCGAUCAACUGUACUAGGAAUUGUCUAUACUUACUCUCAAAUAAUCAGACUUAUACAUGUAUUCACAUUCGAAUAUUUGGAAAGUCAUAUAGGUAUAUAUACAUUAUUUUAUAUGUUUGCCUGUGUCAAUAUAUUCGGUACGAUUUACACAAUAUCAAGCGUGCCCAAGAUUAAGGACAAGAGCAUCAGACAGAUCGAGAAACAAAUGAAGAGAAUACCAUUGUUGAAUUUAUGAAUAAAUAUAUUAUAUAUUAGGCA